Molecule: messenger RNA, 1109 nt
Organism: Closterium sp. NIES-67
Lineage: Eukaryota; Viridiplantae; Streptophyta; Zygnematophyceae; Desmidiales; Closteriaceae
Source: the annotation of a GenBank genome assembly
UCGAUCCUUACGGCAGCCCUACUACCAGCACAGGCUAAGACAUACCAUGUCGGGGGUGGCAUGAAGCUACUGAAGCCUGGCACGUGGACGCCUAAGAACUGGAACCCGUGGAGCGUGGGCUUCCUCAAGAGGUGGAAGGUGCCUGAAGAAAUCAAAGUCGGCGACAAACUGGUGUUCAAAUGGACCAGCAAGGCGAACGUGUAUCUGUACAAUGGAGGGGAUGAGGGGGACUACGACGCCUGUGUGAAGAACUCAGAGAGAGGAACCAUGCUCGCCCCCACCUCUCGUUAUGGAAGGUACGCUUAUCAAGCCGAUCAAUCAUGUGUUACCCUCUUCUUUGCAAGCACUGUUGCGUGCAAGAAAGGGUUAAAGUUCAAAACGUCUGUUGCAUGUUAGCAUGCUGGUGCGUGCUAGGGACAUGCUGAUAACGAAUCGCUUCGUUCAGGUCACUAACCAAAGCUGCACAUAACAGAGCCUCUUCUGAUACCGUGCCCUUUCUCCACCUCACCCCUGCCUCCAAACCUCUCCUUGCUACAUAACCAAGCCCUUUUGCCCGCCUAACCUCCAUUCUCUGACGAGAUCCCUAGCUAGAAGUUCUGCUCCUCUUUAUUUUGUGUGAUGUAAUGCACAAUACUACCUUCAUCAAACUGUUACAUCGUAUCUGUCAACUUAUACAUAUAUGCAUAUGUUGCAUUUAUAGGCUAGAAGGGUUCAUGCUCAUAGAGAGUACAACACCCAACCAUAUAUUCCCUUGUAUCUCUCCAUUCUAGUUCAUUCCGCUACUCUGAGAUGGGCGUUCCUUGGAAACGCCUGGCAUCAGUCAGGAGGUUUGUGAGUCCGAAACCCUCAAAAUCAGGAUUUCAGCGGGAAAGACCCGGAAUGUACCAGACAUUCCGGAUGUUUACCCUUGAAUCGAGAGCCCUUACCUGCGCUGACCUAGUAGAGCUGCGCCGCUACCUUGGCCUGCAAAUCUCCAGGAACACAGCAGCGUGCACCAUCACUCUCACACAGUCACACUUGGAGCGCCAGGUCUUUCAGAGGUUUGGUCUUCAUUUCUCCUCUGCACAGCCUACACCUCUGCCAGUAGACCACAGGCUCUCUAAUCUUGU